UAUUUUAAUUUUAUCUAUAUUUCGUAGACAAAACGUAGUUGACAUUCUAUCAUCAUACGUGCAUAAAGAUUUAACUCUGUUUAUGUUUGUUUUUAACAUAUUCUGAAGAAAAUUUGAAAACUUCAUUUAUACAUUGAGUUAUGAUUAAAAAGUCUAUUAGAAGAACUUUAUAAUUAACUUGUAAUUUAUAUUAGUAUAAAAAUUAAUAUAAUUCAAUAUGUCUGAAUCUAUGGAUAUUUCUGAAUCUGCUAACGAAAAUAUUUUUACCCAACCUGAUGUAUCUGCUCAAAUAAGUAAGAAGGAGAAGAAGCCAACAUGUAUCAUCAUUCUUGGAAUGGCCGGGUCUGGCAAAACCACAUUUGUACAAAGACUUGUUUCAGUAUUAUACAAAACAGGAAAACCUUAUGUAAUAAAUUUAGACCCUGCAUGUAGAGAAGUUCCUUAUCCUGCUAACAUAGAUAUUAGAGAUACUGUCAAUUAUAAGGAAGUGAUGAAACAGUAUAGUUUAGGACCAAAUGGUGGUAUUGUUACUGCCCUAAAUCUUUUUUCUACAAAAUUUGAUCAAGUUAUAGAACUUAUUGAUAAAGGAGGCAAAGAGCAUGAAUAUGUAAUUUUGGAUACUCCUGGGCAAAUAGAAGUUUUUACAUGGUCAGCAAGUGGGACAAUCAUAACAGAAGCUUUAGCAUCUGAGUUUCCAACGAUUAUAGUGUAUAUAUUAGAUACUGUAAGAAGCGUUAAUCCUGUAACAUUUAUGUCUAACAUGCUUUAUGCAUGUUCUAUACUUUACAAAAGUAAAUUACCAUUUAUUGUUGCUAUGAAUAAGAUUGAUAUCAUCGAACAUAGUUAUGCAGUAGACUGGAUGCAAGAUUUUGAAGCAUUCCAGGAAGCUUUGGAUUCAGAAACGAGUUAUAUUAGUAACUUAACACGUAGUAUGGCUCUUACACUUGAUGAAUUUUACAGUCAUUUACGUAGCUGUGGAGUUUCUGCUGCAACAGGAGCUGGUAUUACUAAGUUUCUUGAACUUAUUAAAGAUGCAGAAGAAGAAUAUGAAAGAGAAUAUAAGAAAGCUUGGAAGAGAAUGAAGAUUAAACGAGAUGCUCAGCGACAAAAGACAGAGAAAGAACAACUUGAAAAAGCAACUCAGGAAGCUACAGGAGAAAGUAUGCCAUUAAUAACAACAGUUAAUAGUGGAAGAGAAAUUUCAGAUAUAUAUUUAAAACAUGCUGGUAAUGAAUCAAGUGAAGAUGAAGAAGGUGAGGAAAAUUCAUUUAAUAACGAAGAAGAUGAAGAAGAAAGAAAGGAAGCAGAGUCCUUCAAAAUUUUUUUAAAUAGACAUAAAAUGCAACAAAAGAAACAUAUAUCUGAUCAACCUACAACAAGUAGUGAUACAUAGCAUGAAAAGAAAUGUUUGUAUUAAAAAAUAAAUUUUGUUAUUAACAAAUAAAUUGUACGUUUAAUAUAAAGAUAUUA
Molecule: messenger RNA, 1470 nt
Organism: Bombus pyrosoma
Lineage: Eukaryota; Metazoa; Arthropoda; Insecta; Hymenoptera; Apidae
Product: GPN-loop GTPase 1
Exons: 5
Coding region: 218-1393 (391 amino acids)
Molecular function (GO): ATP hydrolysis activity; GTPase activity
Source: RefSeq, a predicted model, not a curated record